Messenger RNA from Pundamilia nyererei, 2609 nucleotides. RefSeq names its product protein O-linked mannose N-acetylglucosaminyltransferase 2 (beta 1,4-) (gene pomgnt2). Lineage: Eukaryota; Metazoa; Chordata; Actinopteri; Cichliformes; Cichlidae. Gene Ontology annotation, cellular component: endoplasmic reticulum. The record is from RefSeq and is a predicted model, not a curated record. The coding region runs from base 394 to 2202 and encodes 602 amino acids. Gene Ontology annotation, molecular function: protein binding; protein O-acetylglucosaminyltransferase activity. The transcript has 2 exons. Gene Ontology annotation, biological process: protein O-linked glycosylation via mannose.
CACAGCAGAGUGGAGUCGGUAUUCAGGCAGAUGAUCUCUCUGGUUCUGCUUUUGUGAGCGCUAGGCUAGCUUGUAAACAAGAGCAAAACCCCCCGGCCGAGUCUCGGAGAAAUUUCAUGACUGAACACGCGGGUGUUUUUUUGGUUACUCACAGCUGCCGUGUACGCCGGUAUGCUUUUCUUUCCGUUUCCACUACACGUCUUUGCUUUCGACUCUGCAACAUACUGAGACGCUGAUGCUGCCCAAAUGAGCUAACCUCUCAACUGUCUUGAAAGACAAAAUCAACAUUUUCACUUAGACCUAAGUCUGCUCCUGGCAGCGGAUGUCUCGUCGCCUCCGUCUGAGGUUGGAGGCCAGUUGGCGUCAGGAGGUGGGUCCUAAGCAGCAGCAGUGAUGCGGGCUUCAGUGGCAGGUUGCAGGAUGAGUGUGGGUGCACUUGUUAAUGGUCUGCUGGUCUCUGUGGUCGCAGCUCUGCUUUGGAAAUAUUCCAAGCUGAGUGAGCAUGCUGCUCUGUUGGAGGAAGAGCUGCAUAUGACACAGCAGUCCCAGGAGGUCUCACAGGCCCGUAUCGACUACCAUGUUGCUCUGCAGGCGCUUCAGGAACACGGCACCCGCAUGGUCUGCACUGGGAAGAUGCACACUGACCGCAUCUGCCGCUUUGACUACCUCUGUUACAGCUCUGAGGCAGAGGAGUUUGUGUUCUUCCAUUCCAAUUCCUCUGUCAUGCUGCCUAACCUGGGGUCCAGACGUUUCCAACCUGCCCUGCUGGACUUGUCUUCAGUAGAAGAUCACAAUACCCAAUAUUUCAACUUUCUAGAGCUCCCAGCUGCUGCUUUAAAGUUUAUGCCCAAGCCUGUGUUUGUACCAGAUAUAACACUGAUCCUGAAUCGGUUUAAUCCUGAUAACCUCAUGCAUGUAUUCCACGACGACCUCCUCCCAGCCUACUAUACCAUGAACCAGUAUUCAGAUUUGGAUGACGAGGCUCGUCUUGUGUUCAUGGAGGGCUGGAGCGAAGGCCCACACUUUGACCUUUACCGUCUUCUCAGUAGUAAGCAACCGCUUCUCAAAGAACAGCUUAAGAACUUUGGAAAGCUCAUGUGCUUUACUAAAUCUUAUGUUGGCUUGUCCAAAAUGACUACCUGGUACCAAUAUGGCUUUGUCCAGCCACAGGGGCCCAAAGCUAACAUCUUGGUCUCAGGCAAUGAGAUCAGGCAGUUUGCCAGAGCUCUGAUGGACAAAAUGAACAUUACAAGGGUAGAGGAGAUGGAGAAGGAGGGAGGAAGCGGUGAGGAUGAGAAGGAGAAAGAGAAGAAGGAUGACUACAUUGUCGUUUUCAGUCGGUCAACAACAAGACUUAUACUGAAUGAAGCAGAGGUAAUCAUGGCGCUGGCCCAAGAGUUUCAGAUGAGAGUGGUCACAGUGUCCUUGGAAGAGCAGUCUUUUCCCAGUAUUGUACAGGUCAUCAGUGGCGCUUCCAUGUUGGUCAGCAUGCAUGGAGCUCAGCUUAUCACCUCACUCUUCCUCCCUAGAGGUGCUGCUGUGGUGGAGCUGUUCCCUUUUGCUGUGAACCCUGAGCAGUAUACACCAUAUAGAACUCUUGCCUCCCUUCCAGGCAUGGACAUUCACUACAUCUCCUGGAGGAACACUAAGGAGGAGAAUACUGUCACCCACCCAGACAGACCCUGGGAACAAGGAGGCAUUGCUCACUUGGACAAAGAGGAGCAGGAUCGGAUCCAGGCAAGCAAGGAAGUCCCCAGGCACCUUUGCUGCCGCAACCCAGAGUGGCUCUUCCGGAUCUAUCAGGACACUUUAGUGGACAUCCCAUCCUUUCUGGAAGUCCUCAAAGAAGGCAUGAAGACCAAGCCCAGCUUAAAAAAGGCCAAGGUGGCCAGCACGGUCCAUCCGGGCCGGGUCAGAGAACCUAAAUGUCAAACUUCAGUACAAACCACUAAUGAGGCUAAACUCACAGUCUCUUGGCAGAUCCCAUGGAAUUUGAAAUUCUUAAAAGUGAGAGAGGUGAAGUACGAGGUGUGGAUCCAGGAGCAGGGAGAGAACACCUACAUGCCUUAUAUCCUUCCCCAGCAGAACUACACGUUUUCAGAAAACAUUAAGCCCUUCACCACUUACCUGGUGUGGGUUAGGUGCAUCUUCAACAAGAAUCUAUUAGGCCCCUUUGCUGAUGUUCUUACAUGCAGGACCUAGAGUGAGCACAAGGCCUGCUUGUUUGUUUGUGCAGUUUCAUAUAAUGGUGAAGUCACUGUUUCAGUCAAUCACUUUGGAAAAGGGGGACUCUGUUGGAUUAUGGUCUGUAAAAUGGCUGUUGCAUGGUGCUGUUUCCAUGCUCAGCCCGGGAUGAACUGCAGAAGAACCAUGGUCAGAAACGGCCAGAAACGAAUGAAAAGUUCAUCGCUUAUAUUUAGAAAGAAAGUGCAAAAAACUUUGUCUCUUCUAAUAAAACUAGAAUUCAGAUCAGCAGAUUUAUUUGUGAAAAAUAAUAUAUAAAAUGUUUUAUGUGUUAGUCAAAACACUGGUUCUUUACCUUUUACAGAAUGCAAUGUAGUUUCUCUGUAAGGAACAAAAUACAUUUUAGAAUACGAUUUUUAAAAAAA